Messenger RNA from Lactuca virosa, 1783 nucleotides. NCBI's taxonomy places the organism in Eukaryota, Viridiplantae, Streptophyta, Magnoliopsida, Asterales, Asteraceae. The record is from the annotation of a GenBank genome assembly.
UAUAAACUUUCUGUAUCAUCUCUCUCAAAGUGUAAUUUGAGCACAGAGGACAUGGAGUUAUAUCUCACGUUCUCAACGACGGUAGCAGCCAUCUUUUUGGCUAUUGUACUUACAUCCCUGCUGCAAAUCUUGAAAGGAAAAAGAGGAAACAAAGGGAAGAACAGAGAACCGCCUCAAGCGAAAGGUCAAUGGCCAUUAAUCGGACACCUACACCUUCUUGGCGGAUCUGCACCACCUCACAAGGUUUUUGGUGACAUGGCAGAAAAAUAUGGGCCUAUAUUCACGAUCAAGCUUGGUGUUCAUCAAGCUUUGGUAGUGAGUAACGGGGAGAUAGCAAAAGAGUGCCUUACCAGGAACGACAAGGUCUUUGCAAGUCGACCCAAGUCAAUGGCAUCAGAACUCAUGGGGUAUAACUACGCCAUGUUUGGGCUUGCUCCAUAUGGGGACUACUGGCGACAAGUGCGCAAGAUAGUCAUGCUCGAGAUUCUCUCACAGCAUCGAGUGGAGAUGCUUGGACAUGUUCGAGCAUCCGAGCUUAGAGCAUCAAUGAAAGAUAUAUACCAGGCUUGGGCAACGAACAAAGAGAGUGAAAGUUUAGACAUGGUAAAGGUGGACAUGCAACAAUGGUUUGGGAACUUAAUACUAAACGUUAUUGUAAGAAUUAUUUCAGGAAAGAGGUUCUCGCUCAUGGAUGAAGAAGGGGUUCGGUUUCAAAACGUGACAAAGAAACUAUUUGAGUUAUUGGGCGUAUUUGUCGUGUCUGAUUUCCUUCCUUAUUUGAAACAUUUUAGCCUUGGUGGAUACGAGAAAGAAAUGAGGAAGACAGCAAAAGAGAUGGACGACAUCUUUGAAGGAUGGUUAGAGGAACACAAGAGAGAGAAAGAAUCUGCGCACCAACAGGAAGGCAACCAAGUCUUCAUAGAUGUUCUGAUUUCCAUUCUUGAAGGUGCCUCCAAUGAGGAUUUUCCGGGCUUUGACCAUGAUACAAUAAUCAAGGCCUUAUGUUUGAACAUUCUAACGGCUGCCUUGGACACAACAUCUGUCACGCUAACAUGGGCUCUAUCGUUGUUGCUGAACAACCCAAGUGAAUUAAAAAUUGCCCAAGAUGAAAUUGAUGAGCAUGUUGGAAGGAAGAGACCAGUAGAGGAGUCAGACAUGAAGAACUUAGUCUACCUUGAUGCAAUCAUCAAAGAAACACUACGUUUAUACCCGGCUGGACCUCUCGGGCUUCCGCAUGAGUCCAUGGAGGAUUGUAUUGUGGGUGGCUACAACAUCCCCAAAGGCACACGUUUGGUGCUAAAUCUUUGGAAAAUACAUCGUGAUCCUAACAUAUGGUCAGAUCCAUACGAAUUCCAGCCACAAAGAUUCUUGACAACCCAUAAAGAUAUUGAUGUCAAGGGAAAACAUUUUGAACUACUUCCUUUUAGUGGUGGUAGAAGAAUGUGUCCUGGCUUUCACUUCGCUCUCCAGGCUUUGCGCUUAACAUUGGCUACAUUAAUCCAACAAUUUGUGAUUAGUAAACCAUCAAAUGAACCCGUUGAUAUGAGUGAAUGCUUUGGACUGACUACAAGCAAAGCAACGCCACUUGAGGUCCUUCUCGCCCCACGUUUAUCCCUUGAUAUGUAUCCUAUUGGUGCAUGACUUAAUUUGGAAACGGGAAUCCAAUAAAAACGUGGAAGGAAUUGAACAAGAAAGAUAAGAAUCAAUGGUACUAAAUAUGUUAGCUUCUUUUAUUGCAUGUGUGUAUACAUAGAUUGAGUAGAGAGUUCAAGAAUAAAACCUC